Messenger RNA from Conger conger (European conger), 3705 nucleotides. It is a transcript of the gene gpr22a, whose product is annotated as G protein-coupled receptor 22a. Gene Ontology annotation, cellular component: membrane. The transcript is spliced from 3 exons. Bases 1440 to 2738 code for a protein of 432 amino acids. Gene Ontology annotation, molecular function: peptide binding; G protein-coupled receptor activity. Lineage: Eukaryota; Metazoa; Chordata; Actinopteri; Anguilliformes; Congridae. Gene Ontology annotation, biological process: G protein-coupled receptor signaling pathway. The record is from RefSeq and is a predicted model, not a curated record.
GAGAGAGCCAGUGAGAGUGAGCGAGGGAGAGAAGCAGGGGAACUGAAGCGAGGAGGAGAGUGUGAGAGAGAGAGGAGGAGCGGCAGAGCAGGACUGUCAGUUUCUUCCGUGGUGCUUUUCCGCCGGACGCUGUGACCACAGGGGCGCCUGCUGUUUCGGAUAGCUGGGGAGCGAGGGACUGCUGGAGAAGUGCCUGUCAUCCACGACGCGAAGGUCCUUCAGCUCAGCCUGGGAGCCCGAGACACCCUGGCUCCCUGUCGAAAAGCUCCUGGAGACUGCCACAAACGGGGGGGGGGGUGGGGUGCACACAGGUAGAUCUGGAUGCUGAGAGGCCGGAGACCAGGCAACGCUGGACAACUUCCGAGCCCCCGAGGCAUCUCUCCCGAAAGGAUGCGCAGGGCACUGUGACUGCGAGAUGGACCAGCGCUGGAUAACGUGGUCUGUGGCCUGGCUCGCCUGCUCCAUCUGUGACCAGCGUGUGAUUCAUAGCGCCCCCUGCAGGGUGCUGGGCUAACGGAUCUGCUAUUAUUUCCACUUCAUCGGGAUGACCUUCCACUGAGACCUCUGUGUGCGGGCGCAAACACACAUACAGAUUUGCUUGCUCGACCUGGUCCUGCCUGCUACAGGUCUCUGCCCGUACUCGGUUGUGGAUUGUGUGAUUUACACUCGACGGCGGAUUUCCCCCGGAGCGGACGAUGGACCCAGUUAAGCCGAGGGAAGGCGACAGCGCGAGAGAGAGAAGGGUCUUCCAUUAGAGAGGGGCCCUCAGAGGACCGGAGUGCGGGCGCUCUCUCUCUCGCCAAACCCCCGUCCUCACAAAUGCAAAUCGCUUCCAUUUAGCGUUCGCGGCGAGCGCACCGACAGAGGACGACGGGACCCGUGUUCCCCUACGAACCCGUGAGGCGGGAGAUGUGAGGACAAAAAAAAAAAAAGGAGGGGGGUUAUAAAAGAAAAAAAGACCCGUGGAUACUACAAUGCGCGUUUCCCGCGCGUCCUCCGUGAGUUUUACAGAUCCGCAGCGGCUCGGCCGGCUGGGAGUACGGAGCGUUCGUAAACAGGAGAUGGCUCGGACAGUUUAUUCCUGAUUUGCUCGUCCGUCCAGCAGCAGCCAAAACAGAAGAGGGGGAGGGAGCUCGGGAGUGCUCGCUGCCAGGGCUGCCUCCGAAAGUGGAGGCGUUCCAGGCACUGCCUCUCAUCUAGCGGAGCGAGGCGAGGCGCGGGGGCCAGCUAGCCGACUCGAGCCGGAGGGGCAUUGGAGGAAGGGAGGGAGGAACGGCGGUGGGCGGAAUACAGGAGGGCGUGCUGGCAGAGCAGGAGUGGAGAUACGGGGGUACGGACAGAAUGCUGGGAUCCAAUGACAGUCUCUCUGGAGCAGGCAGCCGCGGCACUGCCCCACUGACAGACUCCUGAGGCCCGGUCAGUGCUCGGGGGAAGGGAUAAUGCAUAUCCCCCCCGUGCCUGCAGAAGAAGUCACCAUGAGCAACGUCACCGUCCGUGACAACACCGAGUCCAUCAGCCGUGCCAUGGAGGCCGCGGCGCCCUACCCCGUCAGCUUCCAGGUGUCCCUGACGGGCUUCCUGAUGCUGGAAAUCGUCCUGGGCCUGAGUAGCAACCUGACCGUGCUGGUGCUCUACUGCAUGAAGUCCAACCUCAUCAACUCCGUCAGCAACGUGGUCACCAUGAACCUGCACGUGCUGGACGUCAUCGUGUGCGUGUGCUGCAUCCCGCUCACCAUCGUCAUCAUCCUGCUCUCGCUGGAGGGCAACACCGCCCUCGUCUGCUGCUUCCACGAGGCAUGCGUCUCCUUCGCCAGCGUGGCCACGGCCGCCAACGUGCUGGCCAUCACCCUCGACCGCUACGACAUCUCCGUCAAGCCCGCCAACCGCGUGCUGACCAUGGGGCGGGCCGUGGUGCUUCUGGGCGCCAUUUGGGUGCUCUCGUUCUUCAGCUUCCUGGUGCCCUUCAUGGAGGUGGGCUUCUUCAGCCAGGAGCACUCCGACCAGAACCAGACGGCCGCAGCCGUGGUGGCCCACACCAACGAGUACUACACGGAGCUGGGCCUCUACUACCACCUGCUGGCCCAGAUCCCCAUCUUCUUCCUCACCGCCGUAGUCAUGCUCAUCACCUACUCCAAGAUCCUCCAGGCGCUCAACAUCCGCAUCGGCACCCGCUUCCACAACAGCCAGAAGAAGAAGGCGCGCAAGAAAAAGACCAUCUCCAUGACGACUCAGCAGGAGGCCACAGACGCCUCGCAGAGCAGCGGCGGGGGGAGGAACCCGAUGCUGGGCAUGCGCACGUCCGUGUCGGUCAUCAUCGCCCUGCGGCGGGCGGUCAAGAGGCACCGCGAGCGGCGGGAGAGGCAGAAGAGGGUCUUCCGCAUGUCGCUGCUCAUCAUCUCCACCUUCCUGCUCUGCUGGACGCCCAUCACCGUGCUCAACACGGUCAUCCUGACCGUGGGCCCCAGCGACCUCAUGGUCAAGCUGCGGCUGGGCUUCCUGGUCAUGGCGUACGGGACCACCAUCUUCCACCCGCUGCUCUACGCCUUCACCAGGCAGAAGUUCCAGAAGGUUCUGAAGAGCAAAAUGAAGAAGAGGGUGGUGUCCAUCGUGGAGGCCGACCCCCUGCCCAACAACACAGUCAUCCACAACUCCUGGAUCGACCCCAAAAGGAACAAAAAGGUGACUUUCGAGGAGAGCGAACUGAGACAGAAAUGCCUCUCCUCAGAAGACGUGGAAUAAAGUGACUGACUACUUUCUGUUUCUCCGAGAGAUUAAAAACAUUUUAGGAAAAGAAACGAUAAGAACACUGGAGCUAAAAGACCGAUAAUUCACAUCAGGUACACACAAGACACAUCAAUAAUGGAACCACUUGUCCAAAGCAGUUUGUGUGUAAAUACGAGUGUAUCAAAUGUACAAAGUUACCAGAGUGGGAUAAUUUAUUACUAUUUAUUGUGAAAACAAGAAGACAAUAGGUUUCAUAGGAUGGCACAAAAUAUGCUGUACAUAUUGCAUGGCUUUUUGUAACAGUAUGCGUUGUGUAUAUACCUUAGAUGUGUAUAUAAUAUAUAUGUACAUAAAAUAGACACCUAGGCACUAUAUAUCUGUCCCUUUAUAAUAAAUAGCCUAAAACAGGGAAAUGCUCUGUGUUCCGUCAGCAGUUUUUCCCCUUGCUCUGCCCUGACCUCUCUCCCCUCUGCAGAGGGCCCAACAGCCCACACAGGCUAGAUUGAUUGCACCGUCCCCCAUGCUCAUGUUGGCAUCUCGACGGACCCAUGAAUCAGAGCACGAGGAUCUCCUCGGAGGCCUUGGGAGCACGUGCGCUCGAGGGGGCGAAAGGGUAGCGAAAACGCCCCCACUGGCAGGGACUCUUCAGCUAGGGCGCCCCGCCUGACUCCCGCUAUGCCACCAUAGUGGUGCGCUGAUGUAGCUAUCUCAGCGGUUGACAUUUGUACAAUACAGAACGGACAAGGCCUGUUUUAUUUAAGACUCGCCCUGUCUUCCCAGUUGGCAGUGCUGGGGCUUACUUUAAUAGGAGCCAGAGCACACGCCCGCCCCAUAGCUGUCAGCGAGCGGUGGCUCCUGAAGAGGUCGACCAGCUCCUCGAAGGUGAAAAGUGGUCGCAGCAUUCCGAGCGUUUGACCUUGUCGGCACGAAGGGGUGGUGUUUUUAAUUAUCAAGUGAAUGCAAUGCCCAAUAAAGGACUAAG